AUGGGUCCACUCUCUUACGCUUCCCUUAUCACCGCCGCUGCGGUCGGCACCUCUGCUCUCGCAGUGCCAGCACCAGCCGCCAACCUGGUUCGGGACCUUGCCACCUUCGUGAAGUUCGCCGAGACCGUGACUGUCGACCCAAACAGCACAGUAUCUGACUGGUUCGGCGUAGACCUCGUCACCAAUGCCCUCGGAGUCUGCAACAUCACCGGCUACGAAGCCGUUGCUGGUAUUGGCCUCAACGGGGCCGGUCUUGGCGAGAACUUGAAACUGGAAGGGUUUAUGAGCGAGCUUCUGGACAUCACCUUCUUCCACGCCAACUCCAACGGCUUCACGGGCAGUAUUCCAGACGUCUCAAGGCUGAUGUGCCUCUACGAGAUUGAUCUGAGCAACAACUUUCUCUCCGGCGAGUUCCCAACAACAGUCUUGGACGCACCACUUACCUUCCUCGACCUCCGCUUCAACAAGCUCGAAGGCGAGCUUCCCAAGGAGCUCUUCACUAAGACCGACAUGGAUGUCAUUUUCCUCAACAAUAACCUCCUCUCCGGCGAGAUCCCACCGACCGGCAACAUAUCGACUCUCUACAUCACUUUGGCCAACAACGAGUUUACUGGCAAGAUCCCCGCGGAUCUUGCGAACAACAAGGGCCUGAAGGAGAUUCUUCUGUUGGGUAACCAGCUUGAGGACAACGUUCCAGAGGAGCUUUGCGCUCUUGAUCUGGAUGUGCUGGAUGUGUCUGACAACAUCAAGCUCAGUGGCAAGUUGGGACCUAAGUGCAAGAAGUUGGUGGACAGUGGUGUCUUGAACAUCAAUGGCACUGCUCUUGAGGUGUAG
Molecule: messenger RNA, 834 nt
Organism: Fulvia fulva
Lineage: Eukaryota; Fungi; Ascomycota; Dothideomycetes; Mycosphaerellales; Mycosphaerellaceae
Product: Leucine-rich repeat extensin-like protein 3
Exons: 3
Coding region: 1-834 (277 amino acids)
Molecular function (GO): protein binding
Source: RefSeq, a predicted model, not a curated record